AUGGCCGGGAUCCAAAGUCAGCUCGUGCUCCGCAAGAAACAAGAGCAAAUCAAGGAAAACGCCGCACUUGAAAAAGAAAUCGAAGCGGCUCUGGCACAGCUAGUGCAACUCGAACUACGAAAUGGCAAGCAGCAGAUAUUCGUCCCAGGCUCCCGAGAAUUCUGCACCGACGCCGCGGUGGAAGCUGGCUCCAAGACGGCAGCAGCCGUGCAAUGUGCCGUGGUAAUGUGGUAAUGUGCAAUCUGAAACCAGCUAAAAUGCGUGGCGUGACCUCAGAGGCCAUGGUGAUGUGUGCAUCGACACCGGCCAAAGUAGAAGUGUUGAGCCCACCUGUAGGCGCAGUUCCCGGCGAUCUGGUUCACUGCGAGGGAUACACACGGCAGCCGGAUGCUCAGCUAAAUCCUAAGAAGAUCUUCGAAACAUGUGCUCCUGACCUAAUGACCAAUGCCGAUCUGGUGGCAUGCUACAAGGGCUCAGCUCUGCAUGUUCCUGGCAAGGGCAAUGUUGUAUCUCAAUCCCUGAAAAACGUCAAUGUGAAGUAAACCAAUAAACGAACAUAUUCUGACA
Messenger RNA from Drosophila miranda, 567 nucleotides. RefSeq names its product aminoacyl tRNA synthase complex-interacting multifunctional protein 1-like. The record is from RefSeq and is a predicted model, not a curated record. The transcript has a single exon. NCBI's taxonomy places the organism in Eukaryota, Metazoa, Arthropoda, Insecta, Diptera, Drosophilidae. Gene Ontology annotation, molecular function: tRNA binding. Bases 213 to 542 code for a protein of 109 amino acids.